AUGUCGGGCGAGGCGUGGUUAUACCUCUUUGCGGUGUUGAUAAACGCCGUCAACCUGUUCCUGCAGGUCUUCUUCACCAUCAUGUACAGCGACCUGGAAUGCGACUACAUCAACCCCAUCGAUCUGUGCAACCGUCUGAACACGUACAUCAUCCCCGAGGCCGCCGUGCACGGCUUCCUGACCUUCCUGUUCCUCAUCAACGGAUACUGGCUGGCCCUCAUCCUCAACCUACCCCUGCUCGCCUGGAACGUCAAGAAGAUCGUCGAGAACACCCACCUGCUGGAUGCCACCGAGAUCUUCCGCAAGCUUAAUGUCCACAAGAAGGAGUCCUUCUUCAAGUUGGGCUUCCACCUCGUCAUGUUCUUCUUCUAUCUGUACAGCAUGAUCGUCGCCCUGAUCAGGGACGAGACGCACUAG
Messenger RNA from Neoarthrinium moseri, 417 nucleotides. RefSeq lists its product as uncharacterized. Gene Ontology annotation, biological process: endoplasmic reticulum to Golgi vesicle-mediated transport. The transcript has 2 exons. The record is from RefSeq and is a predicted model, not a curated record. Lineage: Eukaryota; Fungi; Ascomycota; Sordariomycetes; Amphisphaeriales; Apiosporaceae. Bases 1 to 417 code for a protein of 138 amino acids. Gene Ontology annotation, cellular component: endoplasmic reticulum membrane; COPII-coated ER to Golgi transport vesicle.